Messenger RNA from Coccinella septempunctata (seven-spotted ladybird), 1404 nucleotides. RefSeq lists its product as uncharacterized. The record is from RefSeq and is a predicted model, not a curated record. The transcript has a single exon. NCBI's taxonomy places the organism in Eukaryota, Metazoa, Arthropoda, Insecta, Coleoptera, Coccinellidae. Bases 1 to 1404 code for a protein of 467 amino acids.
AUGUACCUGAAUGAAAACAGCUCGGUUGCAAAUCUUAAAGAGUUUUUGAAUUGCCAUCAAACUGCUGUCAAUGCCAUCAAAGCAUUACGGAUAAAGGACUUAUCAGAUUUUCUGUUAUUUUCUUUGGCGUUGCGGAACAUUGAUCCUCAUACCAGAAGAGCAUUUGAAAAUCAACUUGGUACUUCUGAAAUUCCCGAGUACAAAAGUUUUAUGGAUUUCGUUACACAGCAACUCCAAGCACAUGAAUUCUGUCAGCAAAAUUCCUCUAAAAUCAUGCCCAAACCAUCUACUUCUCGUCAUGUCAAUCCAGUCAUAACAAAACCACGUAAUAUGUUCAGUACUAAUUCUGCUUCCACUUCUCAACGUCAAAUUCCCGAUCAAUCUUCUAGAAUUCCAAACACUCGAAAAUUUCAUUGUCCUAAAUGCAGUGAUUCGCAUCCACUUUUCGCCUGCCCACAGUACAUAGCUAUGUCACGAGAAUCCAAACUUAACUUCUUGAAGAGUUCAAAACGCUGUUUCAAUUGUUUAGGCCUCCAUAAUAUUAAAGAUUGCUCUUCAAAGAACUCUUGUAAAUUCUGCAGUUCCAAUCGCCACCACACCAGCUUACACCCUAAUUGUAGUUCGUUCGAUUCUUCAGUCACUCGGGAAGGUUUUAAUCGCGAUGCCCAAAACGUAGGUGAAAAUUUAGUCAACUCUUGUCAUUUGAAUAAAGAAGUAGCCUCCCUUAAUCAAGUAUUGCUUGGUACUGUUCAAGCUAGAAUUCAGGCUGCGGAUGGCUCUAUAAGUUCCAUCAGAGCUGUUCUUGAUCCCGGUUCCCAAGUUUCAGCGGUCACUGAACGUUUGGUCCAUAGGUUAGGUUUAAAAAUUAAUCCCACAGACGUUCACGUUUCAGGUAUUGGCAAAUCAAAAGCUAGGUCUUUAGGCAUGGUAACAUGCAAAUUGUACCCAUUAUCAAGUGCGAAUAUUUUAGAGUUGCAAGCCGUCGUAUUACCUCAAAUAACCAAUAGUUUACCUUCUGUGUCUUUGUCUCCAGAAAUCAUUGAACAUUUCGAACAUUUGGAUUUGGCUGAUAAAAAUUUCUAUUUGUCGCGCCCUGUAGAUAUGUUGUUGGGAGCUGACACAUAUUCAAUGGUGUUCGAUAGGGAUGGUCGUUUAUCAUCUGUUGGUUUCCCGACCGCAGUCAAUACAUUUUUUGGUUGGACUAUAAUCGGUCCCGUGCAAGAAAGUAAACUAGAUUCCGCACCAACUUCAAUCUUGCUCGCUGACUCCAUUCUCGGUGAUACACUUCGGGCAUUUCGGUCAUUGGAAGAAGUUUCCGAGGCCAAAGUGUUGAAUACCAUCGAUGAAUAUGUAUGUUUAAGCGCGACAAAAGAGCAAGUGGACUGUAUGAAAUUCGAACAAUAA